AUGCUCUGUACGCGGGAGUGUUUCGUUUUCUUUGCAACGCUCGUUUUCGCGAGAUUGUCUUCGCAAUGUUCGAACUACGGGUAUCCUUUCGAAAACCACCUAUCCACGCUCACGCCUUACAGAUUGGUGGGAAACAAGAGCUUCGAAAGGAUCCAUUACGAAGGUUGUGUUCCGCAGAAAAUAUGGCUGCUUAUUCGACACGGUACGAGGUAUCCGAAAUAUUCCGCCAUCGAACAAAUGAACUCGAGGUUGCCGGACAUUAAGGAUCUUAUAAUUGAUUCAGGCGGAGUACCCAAUGAAUUCGUAAAAAACCGAGACUUCGAUUUGCUGAAAAAAUGGAAGUUGAAUUUGGAAACUGAUAAAAACAACAAGCUCACGCAAGAAGGCGAUGAAGAGAUGUUGAUCUUGGCCGAACGAAUGCAAAGCAGAUUUCCUCUUCUAUUCGAUGAUGUCUACAGCAACACAUCGUACAAAUUCAAGCACACGCACUCGCAGAGAACGAAGAGAAGCGCUUAUUAUUUCGCAGCCGGUUUGUUUGGAAAAAACACUGCAAAAGACGUCUGGUUUCCGGACCCGCUGAAAAAGGACCCGAUUCUACGGUUCUAUAAAUUGUGCGAUCGUUGGAACAUCGAAGUGAAGAAAAACCCCAGUGCCCAAGAGGAAGGUAGGAUAUUCGAAAACGGACCAGAAAUAUCUGAAGUAGUCGAAGAAGUAAACAGGAGGUUGAAUUUGAAAGAAAAUCGGUUAAAUUUAGGCGACGUGAAAUUAAUCUAUGACAUGUGUUCGUUCGAGACUGCCUGGAACAAGCUGAGCAAAUCGCCUUGGUGUUCGAUACUUUCGCACGAGACCAUCAGAGUCCUGGAAUACGCGAAAGACUUGAGGUAUUAUUGGCAGGAUGGAUACGGGCACGAAUUGACCUACAAACAAGCAUGUCCUGCCUUCAAGGAUAUGUUCAAUUUCCUGCAAAAUAAAAAUCGAUUUCCCAGAGUGAAUGCUUACUUCACUCAUUCGGGGACUAUGUUGAAGUUACUAGCCCAUUUGGGAUUGUACAAGGACGACGAGCAUUUGACUGCGAAAAACUACGAUAGCAUGGGAAAUAGACUGUGGAGGACGAGUUUAAUAGAUGCAUUUGGUUCGAAUGUAGCUUUCAUCAGUUUCGGAUGCGGUUCUGAAAAUAAGGUUCUCGCCAUGCAUCAGGAGAACAUCGUUCGGUUACCGGCAUGCCCGGAUUCGGAUUUGUGCGAUAUAAAUUCGAUCAGAGACUACUACUAUCAAAGCCUGAGUAGCUGUGAUUUUUCAUCGAUGUGUCGCAUUAAGUGA
Phyllotreta striolata is the source of this 1320-nucleotide messenger RNA. The record is from the annotation of a GenBank genome assembly. Lineage: Eukaryota; Metazoa; Arthropoda; Insecta; Coleoptera; Chrysomelidae.